AUGGACUCUGAACAAGAUGUAAAAGCCCGUGUGCUGUACCUGUUGAGGGCAGGGCUUUCCCACAGUGCACAAACCCUUGCACUGGAAGGAGUGAGAAGGUACCCAACUGACAAUGUGUUUCGCAUGUACAAUGGCUGGACUUUGGCUUUGGGUAGCCGACCUCAGGAGGCAAUACGAGAGUUGGACUCUCUUUCUGGUGAUAGAGAUAUCUCUCUUGGAGUAAUUGUUUCUCUUUUACACGUCCACAAAUUGUGUACAACUGUAGACAAUGAAGCAGUUUCCAGUUUAGAUACCAGACUUAAAGAUGAACGUCGCUCAGCAAGUGAGCUAUCACUUUACCAUGCUGCGUACUUCUUUUGUUUGGUUGGGAAAGCUGAGCGUGCCAGGGAAUACGCUGAUAGACUUCUAAAGUCAAGUCCUCAGUCGUGCUGGGGCUUGACCGUGAGAGGCUGGAUUGAACUCACUCUCAUACGUGAUGGAAAAGGUGAUAAGCCAGUCGAAGCUCGAGCCAAAACCGCAGCGGACUACUUCUCUCGCGCUCUCGACCAAAAUAAAACACACACUGAUGCUGCUUUCGGAGGAGUUCGCGCCCGAGAGUACAUGGGAGACCACGCUGGAGCCAUGAGCGUCCUCAAUCAGAUGAUCGUGCGGUUCCCCAGCGCGACCCCGCCCCUCGUGGAGAAGAUGCGCAACCAGCUUGCACAGCGGGAUUGGGGGCAGGCGUCCGACUCGGCUGCCCGAGCCCUCGCCAUCGACACCAACAGCUUGGAUGCCCUGCAGGUGAAUGCCCUUGUCCUGGUCUGCCGGGAUGGCGACUACGAGGGUGGCGCAGAGGCCGUCCAGCGUCUGGCGGACGCCAUGGAGAAGAUCGAGCCCAAGAACACGCACCUCUUCUUGGAGAACGCCCAGCUGUUCUCGCGCGUGUGCGGCCGCAACCCCGUCGUCCUGGCAGAGACCCUGCGCCUGGCCGAGCGCGCCGCCAAGGCCGAGCCCGGGGGCGCCGCGGCCGCCCGCUCCGCCACCACCCAGGAGCUGGGGCAGCAGUGCUUGCUGGCGGGCCGCCUGCGCGACGCCGCCCGGCACUACCGCACCGCGACAAGGGCCGACGAGAGCUCGGUCGGCGCGCUGGUGGGGCUGACGGCCACGCUCCUAGCCGACGAUGGCGCCACGGUGCCCUCUGCGGCCGCGGGGGACCGCGAGCAGGCGCGCCAGCAGGUGGAGUUCCUGCAGGAGGUGCAGGGCGACAGGCCCAGCGCCGACGUGCUCCUCAUGGCGGCCAGGCUGUCGGCUGGCGACUCUGAGCGCGCCCUGCGGCUGCUGGACGGCGCCGUGGAGGCGCACCUCAAGCUGCUGCAGGGGGAACCCUUUGGCCCGGCCUACCUCCGCGUCCUCAAUCCAGACAUGCUCCUGCAAGUGGCCAGGGAGUACCAGCGCCACGCGCCGGACAUCGCCUCCCCCCUCGCCCUCCCGGACGACGUCGGCGUCAUCGCUCCGCCCACGCCGACCGCCCUCAAGCAGUGCAUGGCGGUGCUGGAGCUGGUGCGCGAGGCGUGCCCCGGGCUGCUGCCGGCGCACUUGUCGCUUGCGCGCACCCAGCUCAUGGCUGGGGACGUCCGCGCGGCCCAGAACACGCUGCGUCACGUGCUCGACACAGUGGACCCCACCUCCGCCGACGGCCACCUGCUGCUCGCGCAGGCCCUGCUCAGGCAGGGCAACACCGCGGCCGCGGCGCAGAGCCUGGAGGUGGCGGUGAGCUACAGCUUCGCGGUGCGCGAGCGCCCGCUGUUCCACCUGCUCACCGCGCUGGUGCAGCGCGCGCGCGGUGACCUGGACGAGAGCUUCAAGAGCCUGACGGCGGCGCAGGCGCUCAGCGGCCUCCGGCCUGGCAGCGGCGGCGGCUCCGGGGGCGGCGCGCACGCGCUCUCCCGCUCCGAGCAGGCCACGCUGCUGCUCGAGCUGGCCGCCCUGCAGCAGCAGCAGGGCCGCUGGCCCGAGGCCAUGCUCGCCCUCCACGACGCGGCGGAGCGCUUCCGCGACACGGCCGAGGAGGGCCGCGUGGCGCUGGCGCACGCGGACGUGCUGCUGGCGCGCGGGGAGCCCGCCGACCCGUCCGCGGCGCUGUCCGUGCUCGCCUCGGUGCGACCCUCGCAGCCCUACUACCUGCAGGCGCGCCGCCGCAUGGCGCACAUCCACCUGCGCAUCCGCAAGGACCGGCGCGCCUACGCCGAGGUGUUCCGCCAGCUGGUGGACCAGGACCCCGGGCCGCAGAGCCUCGUGCUGCUCGGGGACGCGUACAUGGCCGUGCAGGAGCCCGAGAAGGCCAUCGAGACCUACGAGCAGGCGCUGCGGAAGAGCCCGCCCAACCGCAACCCGGGGCUGGCCUGCAAGACGGGGCGCGCGCUCGUGCAGACGCACCAGUACGGCAAGGCGCUCAACUACUACCGCGAGGCGGUGCGCGGCGACGGCGACCCGCAGCUGCGCCUGGACAUGGCGCUGCUCUGCCUCAAGCUGGGGCAGCUGGACAAGGCGGACGCCACCCUGAGCCAGGAGCUGGCCAGGGAGUCGUCGGCCAACGACGCCGAGGCGCUGGGCGUGCGCGUGCGCAUGCAAGAGCUGCAGGCGCGUGUGCGCGAGCGGGCGGGUGGCGGCGCGGUGGGCACCGUCACGGGCGUGCAGGCGGCGCUGGCGUGCCUGCAGGAGGCGCGCGUCACGCAGGCACGCGUGCUCAAGCUGGUGGCGGCGCGCGAGGGCGAGGACAGCCCCGCCGUGGCCGAGCAGCGCGCCGUGGGCGCCCGCCUGUGCCGCCAGAUGGCCCUGCACGCCGCGUCGUUGCGCGACAACACGGCCGCCGUGCGCUACUACCGCGAGGCCCUGGUGCUGCAGGCGGGCUCCGCCGGCACGGACAGCGAGGCCCCGCCCACGGCCGAGACCAGCGACACGCUCAUCGCCCUCGCCAAGCUGUACAUGCAGGUGGGCGACCUGGAGCAGUGCCAGGCCACCUGCCAGACGCUGCUGCGCGCCGUGCCCGAGCACGACGCGGCCACCGUCAUGAUGGCCGACCUGGCCUUCCGCCGCGUCGACCUGGAGGGCGCCUGGCAGCAUUUCUCGGCGCUGCUGCAGCGCCGGCCGGCCUACUGGACGGCGCUGGCCCGCCUGGUCGAGGUGUCUCGACGCCGCGGUCAGCUGGCCUCCUGUGUGCCCUUCUUGGACGCGGCCGAGGCCCAGGGCGCCGCUCAGCGCGCCCAGCCCGGCCUCAGCUACUGCCGUGGCCUGUACUCGUGGUACUCUGGCAACGCUUCGCAGGCUCUGCACCAGUUCAACGCUGCGCGGCGUGACCCCGAGUGGGGGCAGCAGGCCGUGCACAACAUGAUCGAGAUCUGCCUGGACGGCCAGAACCUGGGCGCGGAGGACGCUGGCGGGGCCGAGGACCGCGACGCGCGCCAGGCCGCGCUGGCCACGGCGGAGCGGCUGCUGGCGGAGCUGCGGGGCGCGGCGGGCGGCCCGGAGGAGGAGAUGAGCAAGAGGCUGCUCGCCAACCAGCUGCUGCUGGCCGCGGGGGACAAGCGCGGCGUGGAGCGCGCCGUGCAGGACCUGACGGCCGCCGUGAGCAGCGAGACGGAGAGCCACCGCGAGCCGGUGGGCGCGGUGCUGGGCCUGGCGCAGGCGCUGCUCCUGCAGAAGCAGACGCAGCGCGCGCGCAACCAGCUCAAGCGGCUGGCGCGCACCGUCUGGACCGUGGAGCAGGCCAACCACCUGGAGAAGGCGUGGCUGCUGCUCGCCGAGCUGUACAUCCAGCAGGGCAAGCAGGAGCUGGCCGCCGAGCUGCUGCGCCGCGUGCUGCAGCACAACCAGGGCUGCACCCGGGCCUACGAGAGCCUCGGCGUCAUGGCGGAGAAGGAGCAGACGUACCGCGAGGCGGCGGGGCACUACGAGCGGGCCUGGCGGCUGGGCGCGGGGACAAGCGAGGCCGGCGGGGCGGCGCGCUCCCAGCCAGCGCUCGGCUACAAGCUGGCCUUCCAGUACAUGAAGUGCAAGCAGUACGCAGACGCCAUCGACGUCUGCCAGCAGGUGCUCUCCGCACACCCUAACUACCCUCGCAUCCGGAAGGAUAUCCUUGAGAAGUCCAGGAAUCAUCUCAGGACUUAGCUCCCCGUAAUGUUAACCACCAAGUGUAGUUGUUUAUGUGAAAUGUAACCAGUAUUUCUCUGUGAUCUUGUUGAUGUAAGAUUUGAUUUUAAAGCAGCACAUUUAAGAAGUUUUAAAUAAUAAAUAUUCCGUCCACUUAAUGCACUAUUA
Messenger RNA from Frankliniella occidentalis (western flower thrips), 4296 nucleotides. Its product is annotated as tetratricopeptide repeat protein 21B-like. Bases 1 to 4146 code for a protein of 1381 amino acids. The record is from RefSeq and is a predicted model, not a curated record. Gene Ontology annotation, molecular function: protein binding. Gene Ontology annotation, cellular component: intraciliary transport particle A. NCBI's taxonomy places the organism in Eukaryota, Metazoa, Arthropoda, Insecta, Thysanoptera, Thripidae. The transcript is spliced from 10 exons. Gene Ontology annotation, biological process: intraciliary retrograde transport; protein localization to cilium.